Messenger RNA from Sebastes umbrosus (honeycomb rockfish), 3962 nucleotides. RefSeq names its product ATPase H+ transporting V0 subunit a2a (gene atp6v0a2a). Gene Ontology annotation, cellular component: vacuolar proton-transporting V-type ATPase, V0 domain; vacuolar proton-transporting V-type ATPase complex; plasma membrane. The record is from RefSeq and is a predicted model, not a curated record. NCBI's taxonomy places the organism in Eukaryota, Metazoa, Chordata, Actinopteri, Perciformes, Sebastidae. Bases 551 to 3094 code for a protein of 847 amino acids. Gene Ontology annotation, biological process: vacuolar acidification; proton transmembrane transport. Gene Ontology annotation, molecular function: ATPase binding; proton-transporting ATPase activity, rotational mechanism. The transcript has 20 exons.
GACGCGAUCUGUGUCAAUUGCCGGCCGGGCGACGUAGCGGGAAUAAAGGCCGGAGCCUAUUUCUGACUGACAGGCUUUUUAUAACGUGUGAUGCUGCCUGCAGCCCCGUCCGUCGACAUGGCGGGUUGAUGGUUUAUCUGUUGCCGGUUUCUGUCUCAGCGUUGCGUCGUGUUCGUGUUUGUGCGCCAUAAUGAGGUAAAAGGUGUUGAAGGAGGUGAAGAGGAGCUCAGAGGAUGACGCCUUUCUCCAGGAGCGCAAGAUGCAACAUUUGCAUUAGGGAGGUUUCUCUCUUUGUUUUCAUGUUGUUUAUUAUAUAGACGGCGUUGAAAGGUGGGAACAACACGGUCAGGAUGAGAAAACAUGUCAUUUAUUGACAGACAAUAAUGAAUAAUCCUCUUGGGGGAUGUUAAUUGGUUAAGGGGCUUUAAAGCGACGCACCGACUCGUUGCAUUGUCUGUGAGGUCCUAUUUUCGCUUGUGGUGUCCAAGCCCCAGUCGGCUAUACAGACAGAUUAUAAAGCGGAGGAGAUCUGUCUGUCAGAUCAAUAAAGAUGGUGUUUCGGAGUGAGGAGAUGUGCUUGGCGCAAUUGUUCCUGCAGUCCGGCUCUGAGUAUGACUGCAUCAGUGAGCUCGGUGAGCUGGGGCUGGUCGAGUUCAGAGAUCUCAACCCGAGUGUCAGCUCAUUCCAGCGGCGCUUCGUCAGCGAAAUCAAGAGAUGUGAGGAGAUGGAGAGGAUUCUGGGUUACCUUCUGAGGGAGAUGCAGAAGGCCAACAUCGCCGUGCCAGAGGAGGAGGAGGGCCCGCUCGCUCCUCCACCCAGACAAGUCCUUGAGAUCAUGGAGCAGCUUCAGAGGCUGGAGAUGGAGCUCAGCGAGGUGACUCGAAACAAAGAGAAGCUGCGGAGGAACCUCCUGGAGCUCACCGAGUACACGCACAUGCUGAAGAUCACACGGACCUUCAUACACAGCCGCUCCAGACAUGAGGCUCUUGGUCCCCAGUAUGAAGAAUUCCCCACGAUGGAGACAGACUCUGUGACAGGAUGCACCGGUAUGCAAAGACUUGGAGCCAAGCUGGGGUUUGUCUCUGGUCUCAUCCAGCGGGUGAAGGUGGAGGCCUUCGAGCGCAUGUUGUGGAGAGUUUGUAAGGGUUACACCAUCCUCAGCUACGCAGAGGUGGACGAGAACCUCGCUGAUCUCGACACCGGUGAGAUCAGCAAAAGCGUUGUGUUCCUCCUCUCUUUCUGGGGAGACCAGAUUGGACAGAAAGUACAAAAAAUCUGCGAUUGUUACCACUGCCAUCUUUACCCGCACCCUGAGAACGAUGAGGAGCGGGCGGAUGUGUUGGACAGCUUAAGGACUCGCAUCCAAGACCUUAACAACGUGCUGCAUCGCACCGAGGACUACCUGAGGCAGGUCCUGCAGAAGGCCUCGGAGUCGGCCUACAGCUGGGUGGUGCAGGUGAAAAAGAUGAAGGCGAUCUACCACAUCCUGAACCUCUGCAGCUUUGACGUCACUAACAAGUGUCUGAUCGCUGAGGUGUGGUGUCCCGUCAGUGACCUGGCAAACCUGCGGGGGGCGCUAGAAGAGGGCUCGAGAAAAGGCGAUGCCACCGUACCGUCUUUUGUGAACCGCAUACCGAGUACCGACACUCCGCCCACGUUGUUGAGAACCAACAAGUUCACAUCUGGCUUCCAGAGCAUCGUGGAGGCGUACGGGGUGGGGGACUAUCGCGAGGUAAGCCCAGCUCCCUACACCAUCAUCACGUUCCCCUUCCUGUUCGCCGUGAUGUUCGGCGACCUCGGCCACGGGAUGGUAUUGAGUCUCUUUGCCUUGUGGAUGGUGCUGACGGAGAAGAAGCAGAAGAAGAAACGCUCCAGUAAUGAGAUAUGGACGACGUUCUUCCAUGGGCGUUACAUCAUCCUGAUGAUGGGUCUUUUCUCUAUCUACACCGGGCUGAUCUACAACGACUGUUUCUCGAAGUCUCUCAACAUAUUUGGCUCUGGGUGGAGCGUCAAGGCGAUGUUCACAAAUCAGAAGUGGACAAAUAAAACCCUCCAAACAAACGCUUUGCUCACGUUGGACCCCAACGUCACCGGCGUUUUCAGCGGACCGUAUCCAUUUGGAAUCGAUCCUAUAUGGAACAUGGCAGUGAACCGUCUGUCCUUCCUCAACUCCUACAAGAUGAAGAUGUCGGUUGUUAUCGGGGUCAUUCACAUGAGCUUUGGAGUGGUGCUGAGUGUCUUCAAUCACUUGCACUUCCGACAGAAAUUUAAUGUCUAUCUGCUAUUUCUUCCUGAGCUGCUCUUCCUGCUCUGUCUCUUUGGCUAUCUGGUCUUCAUGAUUCUCUACAAGUGGCUGGCGUUCGGCGCACAAGACUCCAGCCAGGCUCCCAGCAUCCUCAUCCACUUCAUUAACAUGUUCGUCAUGCAGGGGAAGGACAUCACUCCUCUCUACCCAGGACAGACCGGGCUGCAAAUCUUCUUAGUUGUGAUAGCGAUGCUGUCGGUUCCUGUGCUGCUGUUAGGAAAACCUCUUUACUUGUACUGGCUGUACCGCGGAGGCAAAGGCCUGCGCAGACGCAGAGGUUAUGAGAGGGUGAGGCGUGUAAGUGAGGAUGAUAAUUCCACAGCACCAUCCUAUGAAGAUGAUGAUGAAGAGGAGGGACUUGAUGAAAUGCCGAACAGAGAAGCUCUUCCCAAAGAGUUUGACUUCGGGGAUGUGCUCCUGUACCAGGCCAUUCACACCAUCGAGUACUGCCUGGGCUGCAUUUCCAACACGGCAUCGUACCUGCGUCUCUGGGCGCUCAGCUUGGCUCAUGCCCAGCUGUCGGAAGUGUUGUGGGGCAUGGUGAUGCGCCUGGGUCUGAGGAUCACCACCAGAGUGGGAGUGGUGUUUUUAGUCCCCGUGUUUGGCCUCUUCGCUGUGCUCACCGUGUCCAUCCUGUUAGUCAUGGAAGGAUUGUCAGCGUUCCUCCACGCUCUACGACUUCACUGGGUGGAGUUUCAGAACAAAUUCUACCACGGGACCGGCAUCAAGUUUUUGCCCUUCGACUUCUCCCUCCUGCCCUCUGUUUUUGAACAAGAUGGCUUGCUUUAAAAUGAAAAAUAUGGACUCUGAAGUUUUGCAUAUGAGUGGAAGCAGACUUUAUGAUUGGGGAAAGAUGCUGGAAGCUGGAACAAUUCACACUGUGAUGACGACAACAGACCUUCAAGACAAUGGACUGAAACUCACUCUUGUAGCAACGUUUUUCACCGUGACGAUUUUUAAAAUGUUAUCGGCUGUGCUGACUGCCUUACGACUGUACCCAGCAGACCUCUGAAUAUACAGAGGUUCAAAAUUCUUCCUCUGUUGAUUUCAUUUUGUAGGUGAGAUAUCGCUUAACUCUACUUGCCACAUCAGUUGGGUGAGUUUAUUUGCAUUGUGCUGUGUAAACCAGUUUUGUAUUAUUUACAACAUGUUAUACAGUGCAAUGUAAAUAUCUAUCGGAGACCAUAUCAAGCAUCCUGAUGUAGUGCCAUAGAGAUUUAUUUCUGAUGAUGAUGAUAUGGGGAUGCUGAUGAGAGAAAAUCUGCAUCAAAACCUAAAGAAAAGAUAAAAAAAAAAACAUUACAACCCUUUUUUGUGAGGCAUACUGUCACAAAGCACUUUGCAGAAAUGAUUGUACAAUUAAGUUUUCACUGACGACUGUGAUGAUGCCAAAUGAAAAUAAUCUUCAACUGUUAGCUGUUUGCUUAUUUACUUAUUAAAGCAUUUACUGUAUUUAUUUAAGCGUAACCUCCCCUGUAAUCGAUAGUCAAAUACUCCAGAAAAAGUCAAGAAGUGUUAGGCCUUUCUUUGAUGAUACUGCUUGUUGCGUUUGUUAAUGAUAAUUAAUUAUGGUAUUUAUUUAAAUUAUUGUCUGUACAAGAGUCUAAUAUUUUACCAUUUUGAUGUGUUGAAUAAAGGUUUCAAGAAAUGCAAGCAA